CUGCUGCUCCUUUGAGGACUACAAACUGACCACUGAGUGGCUCCUGAACCACACCAGUCACCGUCCUAAGGUGGCAGUGAUCUGUGGAUCAGGACUCGGUCUGCUAGCUGACGGGGCCGCUAACAAAGAGACCUUCAGGUACCAGGACAUCCCCAACUUCCCCCUCAGCACAGUGGCGGGUCAUGAAGGCUGUCUGGUGUUUGGGACGAUUGAGGACACUUCCUGUGUCUUCAUGCAGGGUCACUUCCACCUGUACGAAGGUUAUUCUCUCUGUCAGGUGACGUUCCCAGUGAGGAUCUUUAAGCUCAUGGGGGUGGAGUCUGUGCUGGUGACGAACGCCUCCGGAGGAAUCUGUCCGGACUUCAAAGUCGGCGACAUCAUGAUCAUCAAAGACCACAUCAACCUGCCGGGGUUCGCCGGACAACAUCCGCUAUGUGGACCCAACGACGAGCGUUUUGGGAUCCGGUUCCCCUGUAUGUCCGAUGCGUACUCGAAGGAUCUCAGGCGACUCACGCUGGACGUGGUCAAUGAGCUCGGCUGCAGCGACUUCGUCAGAGAGGGAGUUUACUGCAUGGUGAGCGGACCCAACUUUGAAACCAUCGCCGAGGCCAGAAUGCUGCUGAUCCUGGGCUGCGACUCUGUGGGUAUGAGUACAGUCCCUGAAGUGACGGUGGCAAAGCACUGUGGACUCAGAGUUCUUGGUCUGUCCCUCAUCACCAACAUGGUGUCUCUGGACUACAGUCGGGAGGAGAAGGUGAACCACGAGGAGGUUCUUCAGAUCAGUAAAAUGAGGGCCGAGGUUCUGCAGAAACUGGUCACCAUGUUGAUCUCCCGCUGCCAGCAGCAGAGCAUCAACACCCACUGACACAAAAACACUGACACGUGAACACAGACACAACAACUCAGACACAAC
Molecule: messenger RNA, 913 nt
Organism: Anarrhichthys ocellatus (wolf-eel)
Lineage: Eukaryota; Metazoa; Chordata; Actinopteri; Perciformes; Anarhichadidae
Gene: pnp4b
Product: purine nucleoside phosphorylase 4b
Exons: 6
Biological process (GO): nucleoside metabolic process
Cellular component (GO): cytoplasm
Molecular function (GO): purine-nucleoside phosphorylase activity
Source: RefSeq, a predicted model, not a curated record